Messenger RNA from Mycena citricolor, 3554 nucleotides. The record is from the annotation of a GenBank genome assembly. Lineage: Eukaryota; Fungi; Basidiomycota; Agaricomycetes; Agaricales; Mycenaceae.
GAGACUGAAUCUUGGAGGUGAACAUGAUUGAGCUUGAGAAAUGCUUGAGGAUCUGAGUGAAGAUGGUUGUUUCGGUGAAAGCAGCGAUAUUGAGGAGAUGGGGGCGGGCCCGCCUUAUAUGCAACCGCGGAAGCAGCUGUCUCAGACACUGAGCGCAUCCACGGACCGCAAGUCACUCCGUGGAAUGGAGAUGUGGUCCGUAUUGACCAGAUUAGAAGGUCAUCCUGAGGGUUUCUGACGAAGAGUGGGAGACCAGGAGCGUCGAAUGUAAGAUACUGCCUCAUUGUUGCCAGAUCCGAGCGUGUGUUCUGCAAGUUUUAUGUCGUUCGCAAAUUUCAGAGUUCCAAUCUUCCAAGAGCCGAAAAUAUGUCUCAGAUAUUGAGAGAGGCCACGGAUAUAAUAAUUCGGUAGCUCCAUUGCCCGAGAUGAGACAUGAGUUUGAGCGUAAUAGUCGCAGCAAGAAACAUGCUGAUCGAGUCCCUUGAAAGAAAGCGACAGGAACUGUUGUUUUCUGCUGCAUCCUUGAGAUUUCGGCUUCUCGAACUCAGACUGCAGAAAAGAGAGGGAGAGUGUCAAAUAGCUAGUUGUGAUCGCAGUAGGCAACAGCAAAGCGACAAAUACGUCACAACAUGGUGAAACGCUUCGCGCCUUGAAAAGGCAAGUCGACUGAGAAACAGAUCUCGAGUAAAGGGUUAUCGUUCUUCAAAGCUCGGAUAGACCAGUCAUAAUUGCAAAAUAUUCCGAGCUAUUUAUUUUUCAGCGCCGAGCCGUUCACAUAUUGCACCCCCUGCUCACUUUACUGAAGGUCCUUAUCACCGGGAUCGUCUGUUGAAUGAGAGGCCAUACAGAGCCAGCUCUAGUGGUCAUCCAUGGGCUCCUCUGACUCGAGAGUUGAAAACUCGACUGUAGUCAUGUGUCUUCAUCACCAAUCACCUGUCAUUGAUUUGCCCAUCCUUGCGUUCCGUUCGCCAAUACGGUAGCAUCGGCCUCCAACUCCUCCCCUCUACUCAUAUCGCGAAAGAGCGCUUGCAACUUGUUUGCCCGUGUGUAUCCCGGUCACCAAUCAUCGAUCUCCUUCGGCUUCUCGAAAUUCCGUAUGCAUCCCGAAACAAGAUCUAAAACGGCUGCAGUCCAACGGCCUCGAUAGAUCAACUGAAUCACUCUCGACAUGCCCGUUCCCAUUGCCGAUAGAUCCAUCCGCAUCUGCGCUGACCGAGGUGGGACAUUCUGCGAUGUUCACGCAUCCUACCCCGACCCGGAGAAUCCGAGCCAGAGGAAGGAGCUCGUCGUGAAGUUGUUGUCCCAAGACCCAGCAAAUUACCAAGAUGCACCAACUGAGGGGAUUCGACGUGUCCUGGAGAUCGUGACCGAGACUGAGAUCCCGCGGGGCGCGGUUUUGGAUACAGACAAGAUCGACUACAUCCGGCUCUCAACUACCGUCGCAACCAACGCUCUGCUUGAACGCAAAGGGCACAAACAUGCACUGCUCAUCACCCGCGGGUUCAAGGAUCUGCUGCUCAUUGGCAAUCAAUCGCGACCGAAGAUCUUCGACCUUAACAUCCGGCGCCCGAAUCCGCUGUACGAAAAAGUCGUUGAAGUGGACGAGCGCGUCACAAUCGUGGGCUACACAUCAGAUCCGAAGGCAGAAGAGCACGCCGUUCAAUUUGACGGGGAGGGCAACAUCACUCGAGGAUACCGCGGAAAGGGAUGGGACGGUGAAGGCGAGGCGGAAGGCCCGGGAGACGUUGUUCAGGGUCUGUCGGGGGAGGCAGUGAGGAUCUUGCGUGUUCCCGAUCGAAGCAGGGUGAAGGGCGAUCUGGAAGCGCUCUAUGCAGAGGGAUACCGCUCGAUCGCCAUCGUUCUCGCCCACUCAUACACCUACCCCAGCAUGAGCGGAUGCUAGGUGAACUUGCGAGAGAGGUCGGCUUCACUCAUGUCUCUGAAAGCGCUCGUCUGUUGCCGAUGAUCAAGAUUGUGCCUCGGGGGUGUCCUCGACUGCAGACGCAUAUCUAACACCCAUUUUGCGAGAAUAUCUUGACGGGUUCUUCGCUGGGUUUGACGAGAAGCUGAAAGAUGGCAAGCUGCGCAGUCCGCGGGUCGAGUUUAUGGGCAGUGAUGGUGGUUUACUGGACCUGGACAACUUCUCCGGGCUGAAGAGUAUCCUCAGUGGUCCAGCUGGUGGCGUCGUCGGGUACGCUCUCACCAGCUGGGAUGAAACAGAACGGAAACCUAUCAUUGGGUUGGUGGUACUUCAACUGACGUUUCUCGCUUUGAUGGACGGUACGAAGUUGUGUAUGAGACCACGACUGCUGGCGUAACCAUCCAAUCACCUCAACUGGACAUCAACACUGUCGCGGCGGUGGAGGAUCUUGUCUGACAUUCCGAAAUGGACUGUUCCUUGCUGGCCCUCAUAGUGCUGGAGCCGAGCCAGGGCCAGCUUGUUAUCGGUGUGUCACACAAAGAGUGCUGGUCUAAAUGCUCACCAGGGCUUGCAGAAAGGGAGGCCCACUGGCUGUUACCGACGCCAACUUGCUUCUCGGGAGACUCGUGCCGGACUUUUUCCCGAAAAUCUUUGGCAAAUCUGAGAAAGAGUCUCUGGACGUCGAGGCGUCUCGGACGGCAUUCGACAAGUUGGUUUCCGAAAUCAACGAGUCCAGCCAGACCCAGCUGUCGUUUGACGAGAUUGUCUAUGGCUUCAUCAAGGUCGCAAAUGAGACGAUGUGUCGACCGAUUCGUGCAUUGACUGAAGCUCGAGGAUACGCAACAUCCAAGCAUGCUCUGGCGAGUUUUGGCGGUGCCGGUGGCCAGCAUGCCUGUGAAAUCGCAGAACUGCUCGGAAUCAAGACGAUUCUUAUCCACCGAUACAGCUCGAUUCUCUCAGCAUAUGGGCUCGCCCUGGCCGACCGAGCGUACGAGCUGCAAGAGCCGUCCUCGACAUUUUAUGGGGAGAACACGCAUAAGACCCUCGUUGGCCGACUCGACAAGCUGACAGCGGAUGUGCGGGCCGAACUGGGGCGACAGGGUUUCGAGGGCGAGCGCGUGCAGGUGGAGAGGAUGCUGAACAUGCGUUUCGAGGGCACCGACACCGCGCUGAUGGUGCUGCCUUCCGCCCAAGAUGGGAGCGGGGAGGAGGACUUCGAGGCUGCGUUCAAGCGGGUGUACAAAUCUGAAUUCGGCUUCCUGCUGGAGACGAAGAGCAUUAUCGUCGACGACAUCAAGGUCCGCGGCAUCGGCAAGACCUUUGACACUCUCGGCGAAUCUGUCUACUCCGAAGUAGCCCGUCUCACGCAGCAGCCUGUUGGGGAAACGGAGCUCAAGUACAGCGUGUACUUUGACCAGAUCGGACGCGUGGAUGAGACUCCCGUCUUUCUGCUCGACCAGCUGCAUACGGGCGAUGUGGUGGCGGGCCCGGCGAUGAUCAUCGACAACACCCAGACGAUCGUGCUGGUGCCCGGAGCGACAGCUGUAUUGACCAGCAAGCACUUGUAUAUCACGCUCAAAUAGAUGUACGUUAUGUAUGCGGAAAAAAUGGGCACCUUAUCUUUCAUUCUGGG